Molecule: messenger RNA, 2862 nt
Organism: Oreochromis niloticus (Nile tilapia)
Lineage: Eukaryota; Metazoa; Chordata; Actinopteri; Cichliformes; Cichlidae
Product: tripartite motif-containing protein 16-like
Exons: 1
Coding region: 86-1753 (555 amino acids)
Molecular function (GO): zinc ion binding; protein binding
Source: RefSeq, a predicted model, not a curated record
GAAACACGUUGUUGAGAUCAGAGCUCAGACUAGUUUCAGUUUUGAGGAAGAGAAACUCACACAGUCACUGACACUGAGAGGAGAAAUGGCACAGAAACUUCAGUUGGACCGAGAAACCUUCUCUUGUUCCAUCUGUUUGGAUCUACUGAAGGAUCCGGUGACUAUUUCCUGUGGACACAGCUACUGCAUGAACUGUAUUAAAUGUUUCUGGGAUGAAGAGGACAGGAAGGGAAUCCACAGCUGCCCUCAGUGCAGGAAGACUUUCACACCGAGGCCUGUCCUGGAGAAAAACAUCGUGUUAGCAGCUUUAGUGGAGCAGCUGAAGAAGACUGGACUCCAAGCUGCUCCAGCUGAUCACUGCUAUGCUGGACCUGAAGAUGUGGCCUGUGAUGUCUGCACUGGGAGGAAACUGAAAGCCAUCAAGUCCUGUUUAUCUUGUCCAGCCUCUUACUGUGAGAAACACCUCCAACCUCACUAUGAUGCAGCUCCAUUAAAGAAACACAAGCUGGUGGCCCCCUCCAAGAAGCUCCAGGAGAACAUAUGCUCAUUUCAUGAUGAGGUGAUGAAGAUUUUCUGUCGUACUGAUCAGCAGAGUAUCUGUUAUCUCUGCACAAUGGAUGAACAUAAAGGCCAUGAAACAGUCCCAGCUGCAGCAGAAAGGACUGAGAAGCAGAAGGAGCUCGAGGUGAGACGACUAAACAUCCAGCAGAGAAUCCAGGAGCGAGAGAAAGAUGUGAAGCUGCUUCAACAGGAGGUGGAGGCCAUCAAUGGCUCUGCUGAUAAAGCAGUGGAGGACAGUGAGAAGAUAUGCAUUGAGCUGAUUCGUCUCAUCAGAAGAAAAAGAACUGAUGUGAAGAAGAAGGUCAGAUCCCAGCAGGAAACUGAAGUGAGUCGAGUCAAAGAGCUUCAGGAGAAGCUGGAGCAGGAGAUCGCUGAGCUGAAGAGGAAAGACGGCGAGCUGGAGCAGCUCUCACACACAGAGGAUCACAACCAGUUUCUACACAACUACCCCUCACUGUCAGCACUCAGUGAGUCUACACACUCAUCCAGCAUCAAUAUUCGUCCUCUGAGCUACUUUGAGGAUGUGACAGCAGCUGUGUCAGAGACCAGAGAUAAACUACAGGACAUUCUGAGAGAGGAAUGGACAAACAUCUCACUGACAGUCACUGAAGUGGAUGUUUUACUGUCACCAGAGCCAAAGACCAGAGCUGGAUUCUUAAAAUACUCACAUGAAAUCACACUGGAUCCAAACACAGCAAACAGAUAUCUGUUAUUAUCUGAGGGGAACAGAAAAGUAACAAGAAUGAAACAACAACAGUCUUAUUCUGAUCAUCCAGACAGAUUCACUGUAUGUUAUCAGGUCCUGAGUAGAGAGAGUCUGACUGGACGUUGUUACUGGGAGGUGGAGUGGACAGGGGGAGGAGUUGGUGUAGCAGUCGCAUACAAGAAUAUCAGCAGAGCAGGGAAAUCAUUUGAAUGUUUAGUGGGAUACAACGACAAAUCUUGGGAAUUAGAUUGUGGCACAAACAGUUUUCAAUUUUGGCACAACAAAGUCAAAACCGUCCUCUCAGGUCCUCGGUCCUCCAGAGUAGGAGUGUACCUGGAUCACAGAGCAGGUAUUCUGUCUUUCUACAGCGUCUCCAAAACCAUGACUCUCCUCCACAGAGUCCAGACCACAUUCACUCAGCCGCUCUAUGCUGGAUUUCAGUUUUGGCUAAAUGGAGACACUGCAGAGUUGAUUAAAGUCAAAUAGAGAAGACAGGUUCAUGUUGAUCCCUGACCAUUAUAUGUACUUGUGUAGUUUCUAAAUGAGGCUUUACAUUUUAGAAGCUGAGAAGUUCAGUGGUCCAUUGAUGUGUGAAAAUAAUAUUGCACUGAUUCAAACUGUACUUACAUUUAUAUACCUUACAUCAAUAUAAAUCUGAAUUUGUUCUUAUGGCUGAUAAUCAUGUGAGUUUAAAUGAUACUACUCUUCAUAUUCAGCAUGUUUGAAAUCUGUCAUCAGUCUGGUUAGUGGUUUUAUUCUGUAGUUGCUGUAGUGGGUUGUCAAAUGCAACAAUAUAUUGGAGCUGCAGUGACUCAUCAGUUAGUCAAUGAUUAGAGAAUUGAUUGUUUUAUCAUUAUUUUAGUCACAUUUAAAGCUGGUUCCAGUUUCUGAAAUGUGAAGAUUGUUGAUUUCCUUAAUCAUAUAUGACUGUAAACUUAAUGUCUUUGAGGUUUGAACUUUUAAAAUUUAACAAAAUUUGAAUCUUUGAGGUUUUUGAUAUUUAUAUUAUUAUUAUUGUAUCUAGAGUGAUGACAAUUACUGUCAUUUUUUUAAACAAUAUCUUUUAUUGCUUUUGCAGCAGCAUACAAAGGUUUGUUUUCACAGUAAUAUGCCGCAGUAAUAAGAACACCCCCCACCCCCACCUCCCAAACCUACAUCAAAUAAAAACACAUUAAAUAUGCAUACAUUAGUACAAUAUGUGGCAUUUAUACAUAUUGAAGGAAACAAAAAGAAGGAAAAGAAAAAAAAAUAGGGUUAGGGUUACUAACCCUAUUUUUAAUAGCUAGCACAGACUAAACAAUUUUCCCCUCAUCCACACUCCUGCAGGAAUUGUCCGAUGUUUACUUCUUUUAUAAAGUUUUUAAAUGGCUUCCAAAUAUCAUCCAAAUAUGUGAACUUGUCUUUGAGAAAAUACGUUAUCCUUUCCAUUGCCAUACACUGUGCCAAAGAAUUUAUCCAAGCACCAAUAGCAGGAGGAUCUGAUUUUUUCCAGUUUAAUGCAAUUAUACGUUUUGCCUGUAAUGUACAAAAAUCCAUAAACUUAAUUUGAUGGGCUCUUAGUUUAAGAUUUUUAGAAUAAAUCUAUAGUAGCAACA